AUAGAUAUGAAGAGUGCGUCACGGGAAAGGCAGAAAGAGAUCUGCAUUCAUACAGUGCUCCUCAACCCUCCACAGAUCCAAGUGAUAAGCUAUUUGAUGUAGAUUCAAGUUGGCUGAGGGAUAAAAUGCUAGAUUCUACUAUAAAAGUGAAGGUUACACCAAUGCUAUUGAUCAAUUGUGGGCUACCAAGCAGCAGGAAAACCACAGCAUUAAAGAAGCUCUUGCAAGCAGCUUCAGAUUUAAAGGCAGAAGAUGGUAUUGGAUUUUGUGAUGUGUAUGCUGCUCGAAAUUUACUCGACAAUAAGAUUGUGUUUAUGUCUCCACUACAAAAAACCGAAGAGUAUUCAUUAGUAAUGUAUGCAGGAGUAGAAAAUCUGGCUCGGUCAUCUGACAAAAGAAUUAGAGUGCGACCAUCACAUUUUUCUGGAUUCUCUAAUCAAGAUCUAAAUGAUCACUUUACAGCUAUUAUCAAGGACCUGCAUAAAAAAUAUCUCAUUAAGCAACACGAUGAGCCUACUGAAUGGGAUCAAAGCCAUACGUGUGGGUUAGCCCUCAUUAAUGUUUGGGAUCUUGGUCUUAACAAGAUACCAACUUACGUUCUCUCAUGUCUUGCUGGUCAUCUCUACAAUAGUCAUGUUUGGAUGUUUCUUGAUCUGCUACGUGAUGUUGAUCAUCUUUAUGAAGUUCCUGAUAUUCCAGAGAAUUAUAGCACAUCACGUAAUGACAGGGAGCUCAUAAUGAGGUGGAGAUCACGUAUUCGUUAUUUUGUUCGUUUUGCUAAACUUGCUUCAAUGAAAAAUGGAAAUCGUAAAAAAGUUUGCAGCAUAAUUGCUAGCUACAAUGGAUCGAAAGAUCUUGAAGAAAAAAUGGAGAAGUUAAGAAAUGCUCUUAGUACUGUUUCCAAGCAAUUAGGUCUCCAAGAUCUUAUAGAUAUCGAAAAGCUAGAAGUUUUUCACAAUGAAGAUAUUGAUCCUUUGUAUAACCUUUUGCAAAAGAAAAUAAAAGAUAGUCUAGAGUAUCAUACAGAAGAAAUACCACUUUCUUUUUGGUUUCUUCGAAGUUUUUUUAUAAGAAAGAUCAUAAAUGCCAUGUAA
Amphimedon queenslandica is the source of this 1094-nucleotide messenger RNA. RefSeq lists its product as uncharacterized. The record is from RefSeq and is a predicted model, not a curated record. The transcript has 3 exons. The coding region runs from base 126 to 1094 and encodes 322 amino acids. NCBI's taxonomy places the organism in Eukaryota, Metazoa, Porifera, Demospongiae, Haplosclerida, Niphatidae.